CUUCCUGGGUGUGGGCUUCUAAAGACAUGUAAAGUUCAUCACAUACAGCACUAUUAUACAGAAUCGUCACAGAGCUGUGUUCAGAAAUGGCUCAGCUAUACAACUUACUGUACAUAGUGAGAUACACACCUCUGAUUCUCACUCUAGUUACAGGCAGUUUUGCAGAUAAAAUUGGACCAAAGGAUGAAGAUGCCAACAUUGUGGAGAAAGAAACAGACACGGUUACUCUGAAAUGUUCAUAUGAUACAAGCAGCAAUUAUAUUUUGCUUUACUGGUACAAACAAUAUCCUAACAGCGCACCACAGUUUUUACUGUAUAAAGGAGCAAGAUCAGAAGGUGCUGAGAGAACUCCGUCUGACACUCGAUUAAAGUCAGAAACAAGCAGAGACUCUACCGAACUUAGUAUCAGAGGUCUAAAGCUCUCAGAUUCUGCUCUCUAUCUCUGUGCUCUUAGAGACAUAACACAAGUCUUCCAGUUCACCUCACUCCUGAAUAGCCACUUUUCACUCAAAGUUGUAGAUGAAGGUGAAGAUGUUACUCUGUCCUGCAAAUACACACCAAGCUUUUCUUCAGGAAACAACUUCCUGCAAUGGUACAGACAAUAUCCAAAAUCUAAACCAGAGUUCCUUCUUCAAAUUGUUGAUACUGGAGCUCAAAGUCCGAAUACUCCCCCAAGAAUGUCUGCUGAAGUAAACAGAGAUGAUAAACAAGUGGAUCUGAUCAUCUCCUCUGCUGCUGUAUCAGACUCUGCUCUAUACUACUGUGCUCUGGUGCCCACAGUGACAGGAAAUACAGCUGCACUGUACAAAAACUAACACACAGUUGUUUUUUUAAAGCCGUUCUGCCAGUGCUUUAGAGAAAGUUGCAUGCCCUUUUUGGUCUCUCCCUUUCUUUAUCUGUUAAGUAAGUAAUUGUGUGCACAUCCCACCUUCUGGCAGG
Messenger RNA from Tachysurus fulvidraco (yellow catfish), 939 nucleotides. RefSeq lists its product as uncharacterized. The transcript is spliced from 4 exons. The coding region runs from base 87 to 815 and encodes 242 amino acids. NCBI's taxonomy places the organism in Eukaryota, Metazoa, Chordata, Actinopteri, Siluriformes, Bagridae. The record is from RefSeq and is a predicted model, not a curated record.